AUGUGGAAAAUCAGAACCAACACAUUCCUAAACAUAUGCAUAGUAAUAAGUUUAUUUUUUUUAUUCUACUAUGCUCUCCUAACUCAAGAUGUCGUUAAACAAAGAAGAAACUUAGUAAGAAAUUUAAAAAACGAUUUAGGAUAUGUGAAAUUCUUGCCAUCUGCCCCACACAAUUCUAAAGAAUAUAAUAUUUGGUUAAUAUUUACAAAGGUUACAAAUGUUUCUACCCUUAGCUACAAGUUCAGGGAUCUUUUGCACAAUUUAUUGAAUGUUAGCUCAGUGCCUUUAAGGUUCAACAUUAUAGUAGAUAAAGGUUCUCAAACUAUUGCAGAGAAUCAAAUCUCUGAAACGCUCUAUGGAAACAAGUCUAUGGUCUAUUCAUUUUAUGAUAUUGAAGAAAGUGCGAAGAAAAUCCAGGAUAUUGUUGAAGUUAUGACACCGCAUUUUAGUUCAAAACCAGGUACUUACUACAGUGAUGCUCUCUUUUACAUAUCUCUAGGACUGUAUAGGAUUGCACCUCAAAGUCAACACUUUGCCAUUUUGUUAGAUUGUGAUUUAUAUUUUAAGAAAGACAUAGCUUUACUGUUUAACGAAUUUGAUAGAUUUAAACCCACUGCCCUAUUCGGAUUAGCGCCGGAAUUAACUCCUGUAUACCGCCACAUCCUACACAUGUACAAAGCCAAGCAUAACACAACUUUUGGUGAAUUUUAUCAUGAUAACAAUAUUUCCAAUGACGUCCACCCGAAAGGGUUCCAAGGUUACAACACUGGUGUCGUACUUAUCAAUCUCGGUGCUCAAAGGAAAUCCUUAGAAUUUCCAAAACUCAUUUUGAACGAAUCGGUGCAAGCAAUGACUUCAAAAUACAGGUUUCGAGGCCAUCUCGGAGAUCAAGAUUUUUACACUUUGGUGGGUUAUGAACAUCCUCAUCUGAUACAAACCCUUAAUUGCGGCUUCAAUAGACAGCUCUGCACAUGGUGGAGAGAUCACGGUUACAGUAGUAUAUUCGCGGAUUAUUUUAAAUGCAAUCACGACGUUGUUGUAUUGCACGGUAAUUGCAAUACGAGAAUACCUAAAUAA
Molecule: messenger RNA, 1077 nt
Organism: Psylliodes chrysocephalus
Lineage: Eukaryota; Metazoa; Arthropoda; Insecta; Coleoptera; Chrysomelidae
Source: the annotation of a GenBank genome assembly